This is a messenger RNA of Candidozyma haemuli, 438 nucleotides long. RefSeq lists its product as uncharacterized. Gene Ontology annotation, molecular function: endopeptidase inhibitor activity. The record is from RefSeq and is a predicted model, not a curated record. The transcript has a single exon. Gene Ontology annotation, biological process: vacuole fusion, non-autophagic. The coding region runs from base 1 to 438 and encodes 145 amino acids. Lineage: Eukaryota; Fungi; Ascomycota; Pichiomycetes; Serinales; Metschnikowiaceae.
AUGAAAACUGGCGCCAAAAGGGCCUUCCUUAUAUCCAUUCGAAACCUCUGUAAGCCCAGAUUCUCCCCUGGUGGCAAAUUGAAGCCUGGUGGCGAUUACAGCAAUUGGCCUGUUGCGGCGCCGCGCAGCAAGUACUUCGUGAAGCCUCAGUCCUAUAAAAACUCCAGCCCAACUACUACUACUACUUUUCCUGGAACUAACAUGGUUGAAGGUACUAAGAACUACAUUGUCACAUUGAAAGAAGACUCCUCUGACGACAUCGUCAACAAGGUCAAGAGUCAGGUUGCCUCUUUUGGAGGUAAGGUCCUUGACGACUUCUCCUUGAUCAAGGGUUUCGUCGCGAGGUUGCCUCCUGUGGAGAUUGACUCCUUGAAGGGCCACGAGGGUGUGGUCAACGUCGAGGAGGACCAGGAGGUUAGAAUCCAGGACAACAAAUGA